UUUUUUAUGUGCUGUAUGGCGAGUCGCGGAGCGAGAGCUCUCCUCUCUCUUCCCAAGCGCAAACUCAACGUGUCGUCUCCUCUCCUUCGACCGCCGCUGCCGGCACGCGGUCUCUCCUCUUCACCGGAUGAUGCACCGUCGAAUCUUGGAAAUGUUGGCUUCAUAGGCUUGGGAAAUAUGGGAUCCAGAAUGGCGAAGAAUCUUGUUAAAGCCGGAUACAACGUCGCCGUGCAUGAUGUAAAUGGUGAUGCCAUGAAGAUCUUUGCUGGCAUUGGAGUCCCCACCAAGAAAACACCCUUUGAAGUUGCAGAAGAAAGUGAUGUAAUAAUGACAAUGUUGCCGUCAUCUUCCCAUGUAUUUGUUGUAUACACUGGACCGAAUGGAUUGCUUCAUGGUGGAAAUCUCCUAAGACCGUGGUUAUUGAUAGAUUCUUCUACUAUUGAUCCCCAAACAUCGAGAAAGAUUUCAGCACUUGUGUCUAACUGUACUUUAAAAGGGAAGAGAGAUGGAGGUGGAGUUCCUAUGAUGCUGGAUGCACCUGUUUCUGGAGGUGUUCUUGCUGCUGAAGCUGGCUCACUCACGUUCAUGGUUGGUGGAUCAGAAGAAGCUUAUCUGGCAGCAAAGCCGUUGCUCCUCUCCACGGGCAAAAGCACAAUUUAUUGUGGUGGAGCAGGAAAUGGUUCGGCAGCAAAAAUCUGCAACAACUUAGCACUGGCUGUGAGCAUGCUUGGUGUAUCUGAGGCACUUGCUCUUGGUCAGUCUUUGGGAAUUGCUGCAAGUGUUUUGACAGGAGUGUUCAACUCUUCAAGUGCUCGAUGUUGGAGUGAAAAAGUGGGGUAUGCCAUUCGUGUUGAGGAUGUGACUGGGCCAAACACGGUAAUUAAGUACAUGACAGAUGGAGUGCUUUUCCGUGAAACACUGAAAGAUUCCGACCUUGAAUGGUACCAGGUUGUCGUGAUGGAUGAAGCACAUGAGAGAUCACUGAACACUGAUGUUCUCCUUGGGAUAUUGAAAAAGUUAGGUUGCCUAGAUGAGGUUUUGACAAUUGUCUCGAUGCUCUUGGUGCUGUUUGUAUUUUUCCAGCCAAAAGAUAUAGUGGAGGAGAGCGAUGCUGCAAGGGAGAAAUUUUUCGUUUCGAGCUUGCGGAAGGCUCGAGAAGUGAGAUCUCAAUUGCUGGAUAUUCUCAAGAUGUUGCGAAUCCCAUUAACUUCAAGUUGGCCUGACGCAGAUGUCGUUAGGAAGGCCAUCUGUCUCUGCUGGAGCAUAAGAAGCAGGAGGAAGAGAAGACAGCCAUGGAGGAAGAAAUGGAGAACCUAAGGAGAUCGCAGGCAGAUGCGGAGAUAGAGAUUGAGGUGAAAGAGAGGGAGAAGAGGGCGAAGCAACAGCAGCGAGUCUCAUUGAAUGGGUUGAGGCAGGGUACUUCUACUUACCUCAGACCAAAGAAAUUUGGUCUAUAACUGUACAUGGCGUUGUAUCAAUA
Molecule: messenger RNA, 1480 nt
Organism: Syzygium oleosum
Lineage: Eukaryota; Viridiplantae; Streptophyta; Magnoliopsida; Myrtales; Myrtaceae
Product: probable 3-hydroxyisobutyrate dehydrogenase, mitochondrial
Exons: 12
Coding region: 7-1317 (436 amino acids)
Biological process (GO): L-valine catabolic process
Molecular function (GO): NAD binding; 3-hydroxyisobutyrate dehydrogenase activity; NADP binding
Source: RefSeq, a predicted model, not a curated record